AUGACAGACGAGAAACAAGAACACUGCUGGAUACAACACUUCAACAUCAAAGAUUUUGGAUAUUCUGGAGGAGAAGAAGAAGCAAAGACAACGGAAGAAGACGGUGAUGACAUAUUACAGAUACCAAGUGCCAUAAAACACCAAGAACAAACAAUCAAAGAAGAGCACUGGAGUGACGAGGACACGGUCAAAGAACUGUGUAUGGUCAAUGGAGUGUCUCAUGAAUACAUUGAACUAGAAGGACCUGACAUCAGCUCUCUGGAGAUCUUCUUGUCUGGUUUCCCCCGCAUGGUUGGCUUGUCUUUCUUUCCAAACCUCUGUCAGCUCACCAUAGUGGGCCAGAAGAUUACGCGCAUUGAAGGACUUGACUGCUGUCCUCUGCUCCAGGAGCUCUGGGUCGCACAGUGCUGUCUGACAAGCAUAUCUGGAUUAGAGAAAUGUGAAGAACUAGAUAAACUCUACCUUUAUGAUAAUCAAAUUGGUGAAAUUAACAACUUAGAGUCGCUGAUCAACCUAGAAGUUCUGUGGCUCAACAAUAACCGCAUGUGUCACAUACAGGGCUUAAGCACACUUCAAAACCUCAAAGAACUAAACCUUGCUGACAACAGUAUUGAAAAGAUUGGACAUAGCCUCGACCAUAAUGUCAGCCUUGAGAAUCUCAAUCUGUCUGGGAACAAGAUCAGCUCCUUUAAGGACCUUACCCAGUUGGCCUGCUUGCCCCACCUUAAAGUACUAACAUUAAAUGACCCCACUUCAACACCAAACCCAGUGUGUCUUCUGUCUAACUAUGCCACACAUGUUCUUUAUCACAUGCCAGACCUCCAGCUGCUUGACACCUAUGACGUCUCAAGCAUGCAAAUCAAGGAAGCAGCGGAGUCCACAGUGGUGAAAAAAGUGAUGUACUACAACAUGCGUGCACGUAUUGCUCGAAGAAACUUGGCAGAGACUCAGGUGCAGCUGAUGGAGAGGAAAAAAGUUCUUCUACAGUUGCCUGAAAAGUAUAUCAGGAUCCUUAGUCAUGCCCUCAAAAAUUAUGAAUGUGAGCUCCCCAAGGUUCUGGAUAGUGUAAAGAAGUCCACUUGCAUGACGGAGGAUGAACCAAAAGGAAAAAACAACGUGCCGAAAGGUUCAUCUGAUAUCACUGUUGGUGAACCAGCCAUGGAACCAACAAUGCAGAACAAGAUGGAAGCACUAAGGAAGAGAUUGACAGACUGGAUGAGAAGACUUCAGGAAAUUGAAUCCUCUUAUGAACAGGACUUGGCUCAAGCCAAAACCAUGAUGGAUUAUACAAUCCAGUUUCUUGUGAUGGAGCUAGAAAGUGUUGGGAAUAUUCAAUUGGAAGAGGGCUGCCCCACUGACCCUUGGUUUAAUUCCUGUUGUGAUCUCCUACUUUCCAGCUUUUCCCUUUCAGACUACAGGGUUUACAGCAUCACCGGCAUUAAGAUUGAUAGAGUUAUCCGCAUUGUAAACAGGGCAUUGAGACUUCGCUUUGAAGACAAACUUCUUAGCCUGCUCGCCAGUGACGAUAGUGUUGACCUCUCACAGAAUCAAAGACAUCAGUUAGAAUACUUGUUCUACAUAGCUGACCCUGAGAAAAACAAUGAGAAGGAAGACAUUUUGAGUAUUCUAGAGGAGGGCUUCAAAACAACAGAAUAUAAGGCCCUGGGGAAAGAGGGUGCCAUAGCUUUAUCCAACAGCUUGAUUGUGACUGACCAGCCCAGAAUUGAACACACUCUGUCUAAUGCCUGCCAAUGUGAUUCUAUGCACAGUGAGGAUGCACUCCCGUUCAGGCAUGGUCAAAUCAUUAUUUCCAAAGUGUUUGUGGGACACAGCAUGUCUGUCCAAGAGAGAAAUGUUGCUGACAGGAGCAGGCAUCCCACAGUCUGCUCUGUAUAUCACAGUGUAGACUCUAAGCACAGAACUAUAAGUGAUGAGAGACGCCAGUUUUACAAAAAGCCAGUUUCACAAAAACCCUCUGAUCGCUUCACCACUCAAAAACAGUGGUUUGUCUUUGACCAUGAGUUAGUCUUGCCUGAGUACAUUGUAUAUUUUCAGUACUUAACGAAGAACCAAGAACAUAACACAGACAAAGGCGUAACUUCCGAAAACUUAACUAUAGAUGAGCAUGUCCUCAGUAUGGAACCCAAGUUGUUGAGCUUGGAAGACAAAAUUCUGACUAAUGUUGCCAGGGCCAGUGUCCUUAGUCAGAUCACCGUACUGAACCUUUAUGGGAACAGUCUGAACAAGAUUAAGAUUUCCAGCCUAAAGGCUCUGCGGCAUCUUACCAUCAGUUUCAAUGAGUUCACACACCUGGAUGACAUUUCUCUCAUGCCCAAGCUCGAGAUUUUGGAUGUGAGCUUUAACCACUUGGUGACCCUUGAGGGGCUCAGAGGGUUGAAACGGCUCAAACAGCUUGAUGUGCGCUGGAACAAGUUGACCAAAGCCAGAGCAGAUGCAGAAGUACUAAGAAUACAAACACCUGCACUUUUGAAGCUUGACACCAGAUAUAACCCCUGGCACAGACCAGAGGCGGUCAGAAUGACCAUACUGGGACAUCUAACAACUCUCACACAUCUGGAUGACAUGAUGGUAACAGAGGGUGAGGCUGCUGCUGCUGUUGACAUGGCUGCUUGGUCCAAAAUGAACCAGGCCUCUCUUCUGGCUCACUCUCGCAUCGAUGGUGAUCGGCCCCGAAGUCUCUGUAUGCUAUCGACAGCUCAGCUCCUUCUUCUUAUCAGUCCAGCACCCUGGGGGUACAGCCACGAGCUACAGCCAGACUGGGCCUCUAAAAUCACAGUCCUAAACCUUGACAGCCAGGGGAUUUCUAAGCUGAUUGACCUAAAUCAGCUGGUGAACCUGCGCUGGGCAUCCUUUAAUAACAAUGACAUAUCUAAUUUGGAGGGACUAGAGGACUGCCUGGGAUUGGAGGAACUUUCCCUCAAUAACAACAGCAUCAGCACACUCAAUGGUCUAUCAAAACUGCAGAGCCUAAAUAAACUGAGUGUUGAUAGGAAUCAACUCUCUAGUCUGGAAUCGUUGGUCCUUGAACAACUGACCAACCUUUCCUUUCUGUCUGUGGAGAACAACUUUAUCACUUCCCUGCAUGGCAUCCAAAGGGUCAAUUCUCUUCGAGAACUCUACAUUGGCAGCAACCAGAUUUCGACAUCACGAGAUAUUUUCUAUCUAAAGGCUUUGACAAACCUCAUUAUUUUGGAUUUUUAUGGGAAUCCUCUUGUGGAGAAACAAGAAAACUAUCGUUUUUAUGUGGUGUUCCACCUGCCCUCCCUGGAAGCGCUAGAUGGGACUGCAGUCAAAGAAACUGAGUGUGAAAGUGCUCAGGAUAUGUUUGGAGGAAGACUAACCUCUAACAUGGUUGCAGAGAAGCUAGAUCAUUCCAACUUCACAGACAUCACUUACCUCUCCCUUAAAUCCUGCUCCAUAAGGAGUGCAGAUUUGUCUCCAGCAGACCAAUUCAAAAGUUUACACACUAUUAGUUUAGAUCACAACAACCUCACCUCUUUCUCCGGUCUGAUUUACUUGCCAAACAUCAAAGUUCUUUAUCUGAACUACAACCACAUAGAGUCCAUUCUGCCCAGACAAAAAACUCAGGCUCAUCUGACCAAAAAACACAGCCUCUAUGGCAAUGUUCACUCCAGCGGUUAUGGUCAACACAGCAACAAGGAAAAUGUGCCUGUAGUUUGCCUGGAGCCACUGAUGAGCAGCCUGGAGGUUCUUCAUUUGGGUCACAAUGGAAUCUCCUGUUUGACCCAUCUGGAGCUCAGCAGGCUCACCAAUCUCAAAGUGCUUUACCUUCAAGAUAAUAAGAUCAACCAUGUGGAAGGAUUGCAGGGGCUUCGACAACUCAAAGAGCUUGUGUUAGACAGGAACCACAUCAAAGCUCUGUCUAAAAACUCUUUCAUAGCCCAGAAUGUCCUAGAAGAACUGCACUUAGUAGGGAACAGGAUCCGGGAGCUCAACUAUCUCUAUCCACUGACAAAGCUACGCAAGCUGUUUCUUGGCAUUAACAAGCUGCAAACCCUUUUGGAGCUUGAGAAGCUAAAAGUCCUUCAUUAUCUGACUGAACUCUCAGUAGUUGGCAACCCUGUCACACAGAGUUCUUUCUACAGACCAGAAGUAGUAUUUCAUCUGUCCCAGUUGCAGAUCUUGGAUGGAGUGAUGAUCACUCUGGAGGAAAGGACAAGAGUUGAACUUCUCAAUGAUGAUCCAUCGCUAUUUUACCAUUGCCCUGGACUUCCUACUCCUACCACGGACCUAUACCUUCCUGGGCUACUCCCCUUACUCCCUAUGAGCCCACAUCUGAAAGGAAUAAAUAUAAGCGGAGGACUGCGGAGCUUUAAGCCUGUGCACACUGAUGUCUUAAGCAAUCAACAGAAUGAUGUUACCCUCAAAUACAUUGGAACAGGAAGCGCCCUGCCAAACUCUGAUCAACAUCACAUUUUACAACCAGGAGCAAGCCAACAGUUUCCACAUGGUGGUAAACCUUCAUCUAUGUGGGAGCCAGAUGGGAUGGAGUGCAACGAUACUUUACAAUCAGCAAACAACUGA
Messenger RNA from Solea senegalensis (Senegalese sole), 4566 nucleotides. RefSeq names its product leucine-rich repeat-containing protein 9-like. Gene Ontology annotation, molecular function: protein binding. The transcript has a single exon. NCBI's taxonomy places the organism in Eukaryota, Metazoa, Chordata, Actinopteri, Pleuronectiformes, Soleidae. The record is from RefSeq and is a predicted model, not a curated record. Bases 1 to 4566 code for a protein of 1521 amino acids.